Microcebus murinus (gray mouse lemur) is the source of this 1112-nucleotide messenger RNA. RefSeq names its product CHD1 helical C-terminal domain containing 1 (gene CHCT1). NCBI's taxonomy places the organism in Eukaryota, Metazoa, Chordata, Mammalia, Primates, Cheirogaleidae. The record is from RefSeq and is a predicted model, not a curated record.
UUUCCAAUUGGAGGAGAUGGCUGGUGGCCAACCUUAGGAACGAGGGCAUGGAGGGGGAGGGGGCUAGGCUCUGUGUUGGCAGUUGCCAUGGUUUUGCUCCGAGUUCUGGAGCCGACCUGCCCACUCCCUGAGAGCUCAGGUCACAGAAGCAGAAGGUCAGAAGCUAGAGGGGACGUGAGGAGUGCCACCCUGGAGCCUACCUGCACUCCUGUUGAGAUGGAGGCCUCAGAUGGGCAAGGGGGUGAAGGGGACAAGCCACUAGAGAAGGUGACAAAUGUGCCCUGCUUAGAGAGGAGCUCUAGCGCUAUCCCCGCCGGAGACUCACUUGUGCGUUAUGCCAAAGGCCUGGACCAGGACACCUUCAAAAUUUGUAAAGAAUACCUAAGGCCUCUGAAGAAGUUCCUGCGGAAGUUGCACUUGCCCAGGGACCUUCCCCAGAAGAAGAAGCUAAAGUACAUGAAGCAGAGCCUUGUGGUCCUAGGGGACCACAUCAACACCUUUCUGCAGCAUUACUGCCGAGCCUGGGAAAUCAAACACUGGAGGAAGAUGCUCUGGCGAUUUGUCUCCCUCUUCUCAGAACUGGAAGCCAAGCAGCUCCGCCGGCUCUACAAGUACAUCAAGAGCAACCAGACAGCCAAGUUUCUGGCGGCGUUCUCUCCCUUGGACACACCUGAGAGUUCCUCGCUGGCCGGCCAGGAGGACAGUCUGCCCAAGCUCUGCAACGCCUGGGGGCUGCACAGCAACCUCAGCGGCAUGCAGGAGAGGCUGUCCAAGAUGCAGCCGCCAGGUGAAGAGGCCUCCCUGCUGGAGGAGCCAACAUCUGAGGCUGAUGUCAAGACAGGUUCUUCAAGAAAACUUCCUCAAAAACCAAAACUCAAGAGAAAGAGGAUUAAGGAAUCCCCAGAAACUCCAGAAACGUGUCCAUAAGAAGACCCCCUGGCACAGAGGGCCAGGUCACCCUGGCUUCAGGGGACUCGGGGUCUGCAACAGCUUUGCACCUGAGGGGACUAGAGAGGGGAAAGAAGAAAAUUGUCCUUAGCAAAAGGAUGCUCGGGUCUUAAUUGUGAACAAAUGGGGUGGGAAAUAAACAUCCUUAAGAUAUUUCUACUUUA